GUUAAUUAAAUACAAGUUAAUUGAGUAUAAUUUAUGUUAAAAUGUACUUCAAACUUCUGUUGUUGAUAUUCAUUGUAUCAUUUAAUUGUGAACUUGGGAAUACAUCUGUAUUGGAUUGGAUAUGGCAAGCAAAGACGGAUGACACAACUGUCUUAGUGGCAGAUGGUGUGCCUUUGGUUUCAAUUCCUUACGAGUCGAUGACAGAGGAUGAGAAGUUUCUCCAAGAGGCUGCCAAGUUCACAGAUAUUCAAGUAUCUUCUCCACUCGAAACUUGUCAACACAAAGUGGUGAUGAAAAUAAGGACAUCCUGUACUGAUAUGACAGAAGAGCAAUUAGCUAAGCUCAGUGUCAACCUUCUCAAUUGUCAGUCUGCAGUAGAAGGCAGAAAGAUGUUUCCCUGUACAGAAGAAAUGUCCCUUAAGCAGUGUACAACUGAUAUGGAUGCUGAUAUGUGGAAUACUUAUCAUUUAAUGAGUAAUAGAGCGAGAGCAGUUUGUUACGCAGCUCGAAGUACACAAUUUAGAGCUCUUACAGAAUUGACAGUCAACAAGUUGAUGCAGUCCGCACACUCACACAUUAAAACGCUAAGCUCUUUGAAGGAAGGUCAAGAUCGUUUAGAAGAACAAACAGCAGAGGCCCUAUCAUCAUUAUCUACAGGAAACAAAGCACUCUUGGAGCAACAGCAAUAUCUAAAGGAUGCACAGAUCACAGCUCACAAUCUUGUAACAACGAAUCUAAGAGAAUUGAAUGAUGAAAAAGCAUUGAUACGAUCUGGACAUGCUCAGCUCACAGCCAUGACAGAAGACAUAAGAAAUAAAUUAGCGAAGGCACAAGAGGAUCUCGAACAACAGUCUAUCAAGCAGGGAGCAAAUCACAAAGAGAUCCUGCAAGACUUGGUGUACAUACAGGAACAAGCACAAUCAAUCUGGGAGAAAAUUGAAAGAAGCACUAAUCAUAUAUUGGAUAGACACGAGGAGACAAUCGCGCAAUACGAGCAAACGUUGCACAAGCUCGCGCAAAUCAAUGAUACCAUUCAGUAUAUCUGGAAUCUCACUGACACGAUGCGUAGGGAAAUAGAUCAGAAAUUAGGAUGGAUCACUGAUUAUAUCGGCGACACUGGUGAACAAGUGCAAAAAGUGUAUCGCACGGUUUUACACGUCAUUUAUAUAUUAGUGGCGAUGAUAGUCGCUUCGUUUUUACAAGCACCAUUUUUGACCAGAGCUACUAUCAUGGGCAUCGUGCCAGUGAAUCUCAUAACUUACUUGAAACAUGGCAUGGAGACUACUUUGGAUUUUACAUCUAUAACAGUGUUAAUAUUUUUAAUCACCGGAAUGCAUUUUGUAAUGCUGGCAAUACAACGUACUUUUGGACCAAGCAUAUUGAAGACUAAAUUGACCAAUAUGACUUAUCAGAACGAACAUUCGAAUGGAGAUGCACACAAAUAUACGUCGUCGUCAUAUUCCAAUUCUAUUCCAAAGGCGCCACUGCACACUAGAUUAAUAAAGAAAAUUCGAGAACUUUAUAAUCUCAUUAUUUCUAAAGUAAAAUACUGCGCAAAAGAAAUCAAUAUUUUGAUGCAAUCGGUAGUUUCGUGGAGUCGGCAAAAUUCGAAUGCACACGAAGAACUCUCUUGUUCGUAUCGGUCGUCGAAAAAAAUGCACGAAGAUGUCGUUCACAACUAUUUGAACAGCCAGGAAUUUCCAAGUAUGAUAUCGGACGAUAUUAUAAAUAAUGAUUAUUUCAAACCGAUAAACGCAUCGCAAUACGAUAAUGCUAGUAACAAUAACCGUGGCGACGAUGACGAAAGCAACAAUGAUGACGACAUUAGUGACUUAGUAGACGCAUACGAAUUGAGACGUCGUCUACGUAAAAUGGAUACAUUGCAGUCCAAAAGUAUUACCCCAUCGUUCACAUCGCCGAGGAUAUUCACUUGUUUGGCAACAACGAGGGCUGGUAAACAAUGUCGAAAGAUCGCCUCGCCUGGAAGAAACUUUUGCCAUCAUCACGUUAGUGGUACAUCUUUGGCUAACUGAACGAGAAAAGCUGGAAACAAUGAGCGUUAAUGUGACAAUUGGUCUUUCAGUCAUGCUCGGCAGCAUAUUUGGCAGUAAUUAACACGUUCACUACAGCGUAUUUAAAAAACAUCUAUAAAUUGUGUUAUAUAUAUAUAAGUCUGAAAUGACUUAAUAUAAUACAAUACUAAUAUAGUGGAGUACAGUACGGUAGUGUUUUUUAUCUUAUAACAAGAUUUUAUGAAAGUCAAUUUGUAUCAUGCGGGUAGCGUUAAACAAGGAUAUAGUUGUGAUAUACUUGUGUUUAUAGUAAUUACAAUUAAAUUUUUAUUUAUUUGUGGCGUA
Molecule: messenger RNA, 2357 nt
Organism: Odontomachus brunneus
Lineage: Eukaryota; Metazoa; Arthropoda; Insecta; Hymenoptera; Formicidae
Product: protein brambleberry-like
Exons: 8
Coding region: 42-2033 (663 amino acids)
Source: RefSeq, a predicted model, not a curated record